This is a messenger RNA of Eriocheir sinensis (Chinese mitten crab), 2519 nucleotides long. Its product is annotated as fork head domain-containing protein FD4-like. Gene Ontology annotation, molecular function: RNA polymerase II cis-regulatory region sequence-specific DNA binding; DNA-binding transcription factor activity, RNA polymerase II-specific. Bases 899 to 1618 code for a protein of 239 amino acids. The record is from RefSeq and is a predicted model, not a curated record. Lineage: Eukaryota; Metazoa; Arthropoda; Malacostraca; Decapoda; Varunidae. The transcript has a single exon. Gene Ontology annotation, biological process: cell differentiation; anatomical structure morphogenesis; regulation of transcription by RNA polymerase II.
CCACCACCAAUUUAUAGACACACUAACCAAUCCAUUAAGAAGUUAGAGGAAAGGGAAUCAGGUGUUAUUGAGGGUUGUAAAGCGUGGUGAUGAGACGGUGUUAGGGUUGGUACACCACCACCACCACCCUCACCUCCACCUCCACCACCACCACCACCACCACCGGCACAGGAUAUAACAUUACGUCUGUCCACCUUCCCGGCCUCGUAUGUUGGAGUGGAUGUGGUCGUUGCGGAGUAAUGUGGGGUGGUGGACGGCAAUUGGUGGGGGUGGGGGGGAGGAGCUGUGUUGGGACUGUCAGGGUGGUGGGGUUGUGGAGGUGGUGGACGUGUUGGUGGAGGACUGAUGUGGUGGUGCUGUGUGUUCUCCUUCAUGAGUGCAGAGUGGCAAAGGAGCGGCGUGUUGUGUGGUGGUGGCGGAGGUAAUGGUGGUGGUGGUGGCGGAGGUAGUGGUGGUGGUGGUGGUGGUGGUGAGGGCCGCAGGGCACAGGUGGGCGGAAGGGGCGGGGCGGGACAGGGCGGCGUGGGGCGGGGUGUCGAUGGGCGGGGCGGGGCGGGGCUCAGGUAACCUUAUCUGUAUGUAAAGGUGUGGCAGCGGUGCCCCGCCCCACCUCACCUGCCCCGCCGCCGCCGGGACGCCCGUGCCCGCCACGCCCCAGCGGCCACGCCCCGCCCGCCAUGCACAGCUGGUCAUGCAGGCUGAGGCCCCGCCCACCCAGCCCAGCCCACCAGUCAGCGCCCGGCGAGCGGUCACGUGACUGGCCCGACGGUCACCUGCAGCGGCACCUGCAACACUCAGUGCGCCCGCCGCUGCUCGUAGGUCUGCACACACGCCCACGCCCGCGGCGCUCACCGGCACACCUCGGGCCCGCAGCCCAGGGGCGCCCCAGCGCACCAGCAUGCCGCGGCCGACGCGGGAGAGCUACGGCGAGCAGAAGCCGCCCUACUCGUACAUCUCGCUCACCGCCAUGGCCAUCUGGGGCAGCGCCGAGAAGAUGUGCACGCUGGCGGAGAUCUACAAGUUCAUCAUGGACAACUUCCCCUACUACCGCAAGAACACGCAGCGCUGGCAGAACUCCCUGCGGCACAACCUCUCCUUCAACGACUGCUUCAUCAAGAUCCCGCGGCGCCCAGACAGGCCGGGCAAGGGCGCCUACUGGACGCUGCACCCGUCCGCCAUGAACAUGUUCGAGAACGGCAGCUUCCUCAGGCGCAGGAAGCGGUUUAAGAUCCCCCGCGACGAGAAGGACGCCAUGGAGGCGGGCCUGGCGCAGAUCAGCUCGGCGCAGCGCGUCGUGGAGGCCCAGCGAGUGCCGCCGCCACCACCGCCGCCACCGCCGCCCCUUAAGCCGCCGUGCGAAAUGCUGCCGCCGAGCCUCCACCUGCUGCCGCCGCCCUGCCUGGCCCGCCUGCCGCCGCCGCUGCUCUACCCGCCGCCGCUCCUCUACCCCGGGGCCUGGGGCGCCGCGCCCUUCCUCGGCUCCCUCACCUACCUCCCGCCGCCGCUCCCGCCGCCCCUGCCGCCGCCCCCCGCCGCGCCCAGACCCAUCAAGCCCACGCCCGUGCUGGCGCGACCGCCGCCCCUCCCGCUGGACGUGGGCCUCACCGGGGUGACCUAAGCCCCGGGACGCCGCCCGUCACUCAGGGCGGGGCCGCCCAGGGACCCCACAGGCAACCUGCCCCACGCCGCCCCACCCAGCCCCAUCCACCCGUGGCGCGCCGGGGCAUGCGCACACGGCACAGUGGCGGCGCAACAGUGUAGUUGUGCCUCGAGGGGCUCGCCCCACCCCGUCCCGUCCGUCCCCGGACAGGCCUCGACGCGGGAAUGCCCGGCUGACCGUUUGUUCGUUUGUUUGUCCGUCGGUGUCGCCCCAUGUGCCCCCCUCCCCCCCUGCAGACAGUCCCGGCGCCCCGCAACGCUGCGCUGCGCAGGGCCACACCGCGGGGCCGCGCCGUUGUGACCCUUGUGUUACUGUUGUUGAUGUGCGUCUGCGUGUGUAUGUGCGUGUGUGUGUGUGCACGCAUGCGUGUACACAGUGAAGGAAUGUGGAGGCGUGUGUGGUUGACCUGUUGUUGUUAGAAAAUAUUUGUUAUAGCGAAAACGAUGACGCGAGAACCAAACACUGACGAGAAGUGAACAACCACAUCCGUGACGUCCACAACUUAAACAUUCUACAUGAACAACAAGAACAAAAAAACUACAACUACUACUACUGUUACUACAACAAAAACAACACCGUUCAGACAUAAACACAAGGAACAAUACAGACAGAGACAUGCAAGAAAACACAAAAAAGAACGUAGCCCCACCCCUGAGGAGCCCCGCUGAAGGCAACACAUGAACGAGACAACGAAAUGAAGCAACGAGACGGAGAGCGAGGACCGCUUCAGGAGGAGGAAGACAGAAGAGGAGGAAGAAAGGGACAGUCCUGCCCCCUCUUAGCAAGCCACUGUCAGUCAUGUCUCGGUCCUGUCUGUCUGUCAGUAAGUGGAAUAAAUUUGUUACCCAGGUAUUUAUUU